GGAUCGGCAUGGCCUCGCCGUCGUCGUUUGGGAACAGGCGGCGGGAUCGUCUGAGCGACCUCCCCGAGUUCUUGCUCGGACACGUCCUCUCCUUCCUCCCCAAUAAGCAGGCCGGGCGCACGGCGCUGCUGUCCCGCCGAUGGCGCCACGCCUUCUCCAACGUCCACACCGUCUCCUUCGCCGAGCGCCCGGGCGCGAGGGCCAACGACUGGACCACCUUCUACUACGAGGCCAAAGAGAAGAAGAGCUGCAGCGCCGCUCUCCUCGACGACGUCUGGUCGGCGCUGCUCUGCCGCCGCCGCUGCGCCGGCACCCACGCGCCGCUGCGCAGCUUCCAGGUCGCCUUCGACAGCUGCAUAGGCUGGGACCGCUGCCACGUUGACCAGUGGCUCUCCUACGUGCUGCGCUACAGCAUCCAGGAGCUCAACCUCGACUUGCGCUUCCGCCUCGGCCCGAUCUGCUCGCACCGCAGUGGCGAAGACAUGGAGUGGCGGAGGCGGGGUGGCUGGUAUGACCCGCCAAGAUACCUCUUCUCUUGCACGGCCAUGCGCUCGCUCCGCCUUGCCUACUGUGGGCUCAAUCUACCGGCGACCAUCGACCUGCCAUUCGUGCACACGCUGCGCCUCACCGGCGUCGGAGGAGGUUCCGGGGGCAGCAUCAACCGGCUGAUCGCAAGCUGCCCCCGCCUCCUUGACCUCACGCUGGAAGCCUGCAGUGGUCUUGACAAGGUCUUCGUUCUCGACAGACGCCUCCGCCGGUUCGCCCUCCUGUGCUGCCACGGCGUGGAGACCGUCGACAUCGACGCGUCGGAGCUCAGGUCGCUCGACUACUGUGGCACUCCGCCCCCCGAGUCUCUCCUGUUUCUCCGCGGUGCACCGGAGAUCAUCCCGGAGUGCACGGUCGACUUCUGCAAAGUCCUCCCCGAGGAGGCGGAGCAUGCUAGGGUCGCAAGGUUUCUCGAGAAAAUUUCCGGCGCUAAGCGGCUGCAUCUCCACCAUCAAUGCCUCGCGCCAAAAACCUUCGAGGGCUUUCCUUGGUUUCCCAACAUGACGCGGCUGGUGCUCCAGGGCCCCCUUCGGAGCCUCGACAUGGUGCGUGCCAUCUUGGAGCAGACACCUAACUUGGAGAUUCUCACGCUGCUCAUGGACGUAUCUGUCGUCGUUCCCGAUGAGGAGGUUCCUGAUGAUGCGAGCUUCUCGGUCCCGUGCUUGCGGCAUCGGGUGAGGGAGAUCAACAUGGUCCAUUACCAGGGUGACCUGCUGCAGAGGAUGAUGGCCAGGCUCUUGCUCGGCAAUGCGCUGGGUCUUGAGAGGCUGUGCGUCGUCCUCCCCAGGGGGUCAUUCCAGUUGCAAGCUGGUAUGAAGAGCGAGAUCGAAAGCUUGGUCGUGGCCGCCGAUGUGGAGAAGAUUUUCCUCUGAACGAUUUGUUAGUUUUUGUCCAUGAAGCCAUCUGAAAAUAUAUUUUCCACUGUUCUCAAAAAAAAAAAAAUUAUAUUUUCCACUGUAGCUAUAAAA
Messenger RNA from Lolium perenne, 1514 nucleotides. RefSeq names its product F-box/LRR-repeat protein At3g26922-like. Gene Ontology annotation, molecular function: protein binding. NCBI's taxonomy places the organism in Eukaryota, Viridiplantae, Streptophyta, Magnoliopsida, Poales, Poaceae. The record is from RefSeq and is a predicted model, not a curated record.